ACGCCUCGCACCUUUAGACUCUAAAAAGGAUGGAGGAUCAUGAGUAUGUGUACGAGUAUACUGAGGAGAGCGGAUCAUCAUGGGGAUCCUCAUGGGACCUUGAAGAACGUCCUUCUUUCCGCGAGCGUCAGCCAGGAAGUCCCUCGGCUGUGCCCUCGGUAGCUUUGCUUGAGGCUUCCAACGACAACUCGGCCUCGGACAACAUGCCAGCUACCUCGCACCAACCUCUGGCUGGCAGCCCGAGGAGAAGAAAGCUCAGCUAGCUCCGGCUGCGUCGCCCAACGUGUGGUCAAUCUACGACACGCUCGAGGCGCCACCCAAGUUUGAUGCUUACCGCACUGGCGGCCGUCGCCGCAAGCCGCUCUCCGAGUUUAAGAACAUGUCGACGAUGCAGAAGAAAGAGGCUGCGUCGUUGGCGUCGCAGCUCAAGGCUGCACUCGAAGGCGAGGGCGUGAACGAGGUGCCCGAGGACGAGAAUGUGCCCAUCAUCGACGUCGGCGACGCCGGCGCCGAUCCCUUGGAUUCGAGCUCUAAGCUUGGUUGGGCCAAGGGCGUGCUCAUCCCGUGCCUGCUCAACAUUUGGGGCGUGAUCAUGUUCCUCCGGCUCGGUUGGUGUGUCGGCUUUGCUGGCGCGGGGCAGAUGACCGUCAUCAUCCUCCUCGCCGGCGUAGUGACGACGCUCACAACGCUCUCGCUUUCGGCCAUUGCCACCAACGGCGAGGUUAAGGCCGGUGGCGCAUACUUUCUCAUUUCGCGCAACCUCGGCCCGGCGUGGGGCGGCUCCAUCGGCGUCAUUUUCUCAUUUGCCAACGCCGUCGCCGUUGCCAUGUACAUUGUCGGCUUUGCUGAGACCCUCACCGACAUCUGGGGCUGGAAGGACCAUCCGUUUGGCUCGAACGCGCUCCGGGUCGUCGGCUUUGUCACCCUCAUCAUCCUCUUUGCCAUGUGCCUCUACGGCGUGGGCUGGAUCGCCAAGCUUCAGGUUGGCUUGCUUGUUGUCCUCGUUGCUGCCAUGGGCUCGAUGAUUCUCGGCGCGCUCAUUUCGGGCGCGUGGGGCGCCAAGCCGUCGUCUGGUUUUGUUGGCAUCGACAAGGCCAAGCUUGUCGCCGGAGCCGACUAUGGCUCCGAGUCGUUCUUCUCCAUUUUUGCCAUUUUCUUCCCGGCCGCGACCGGCAUCAUGGCUGGCGCCAACAUCUCGGGUGAUCUCAAGCGGCCAUCGGCCGCCAUCCCCAAGGGCACCCUCCUCGCCAUUGGCAUUUCGACGGUGGUGUACAUCGGGAUGGUGUGGAUCAUUGCCGCCGUUUCGACCCGCGAGAAGCUCAAGACCAACACGCUCAUCAUGAUGGACAUAUCUGUGGCGGGCCCGGUCAUUGUGGCCGGCAUCUUUGCGGCCACGCUCUCGUCUGCGCUGGCUUCGCUUGUUGGCGCGCCGCGGGUGCUGCAGGCGGUUUGCCGCGACCAGCUCAUUCCCGCGCUCAACAUGUUUGGCAAAGGCCGGCGGUCAGACGACGAGCCGAUUCACGGGUACAUCCUUGUCUUCUUUGUGGCGGUGGCGUGCAUCUCGAUCGGCGACCUCAACGCCAUUGCCUCGCUCAUCUCGCAGCUCUUCCUCCUCUCGUAUGGCUUUGUCAACUACGCCACCUUUGCCAUGGCGUACUCCAAGCCUCUGGGAUGGCGGCCGGGCUUUGUGUACUACCACUGGAGCACGGCGGCGUUUGGCGGCAUCCUCUGUCUCGGCGUGAUGUUCCUUGUCGACUGGACCUUUGCUCUUGUUGCCUUUGUCAUCUGUGGCCUGCUCUACGCGUACAUCUCGUACCGCGACCCGGACGUCAACUGGGGCUCGGUCAACCUCGCGCGGGUGUACUCGCGGGCGGUCCGAGCCAACAUUGCGCUGCAGGCCCAGGAGCCGCAUGUCAAGAACUGGCGCCCGCAGGUCCUGCUCCUCACUGGGGACUUUGCCGCCCGCCUCGCUCUCGUCAAGCUCACUGCGUUCUUCACCGAGCAGGGCGUGCUCUUCCUGGGCAACAUCAUCAUUGACGACGCCAUCAACGACGCCCACAACGACGAGAUCGAGGCCGCGGCGGACUGGGUCGUUGCCCACAACGUCCGCGCCUUCUCAGACGUCACCAUUGCGCGCUCCUUCCGCCGUGGUGUCCGUCACUUUAUGCUUGUCUCGGGCCUCGGCCGCGCACUCCGGCCCAACACCCUCGCCAUGGGUUUCCGCCACACCUGGCAUGACGACGCUGCGGCGUCGCUCGAGUACGUUAACGCCAUCCGCGACGCCAUGGACAAGAAGCUCGGCCUCAUGAUCAUCCGCAAUGCCAACCUCGUCGACUUUACUGUUCCCACCUCGGACCCCAUCGAUGUGUACUGGCUCGAGGACGACGGCGGCUUCACGGCCAUGAUGCCGUACAUUCUCUCGCGGUCGCACCUCUUCUCCAACGCGCCCAUCCGUCUCUUCUCCAAGAUCAUCUCGCCCGACGCCACCGACGCCGACGACGAGAAGGAGCAGCUCGCCCUGCUCAUGCGCAAGCUCCGGAUCACCACCUCGGAAAUCAACCUGCUCACCACGCUCGGCGCGACGCCCAACCCGGCAACGACCGAGUGGUAUGCCCGCUACGAGCUGCUGACCAGGGCGCGGGCCCAGUCCUUCCUCGACGCCCGCGUCUGGGCCGAGGGCGACGAGCCGCUCACCGUGGAGGAGCUCGAGCAGUACCAGCAGUCUUGGACCGACUACUACCUCCGGCUCGGCGAGCUCAUCCACCAGAACUCGGCCAACGCGUCGGCCGUCUUUGUCUCGCUCCGCAUUCCCGACAACAACGACUCGGCGCUGAUGUACAUGUCGUGGCUGGAAGCCAUCUCGCACGGCAUGGAGUGCCCGUUCUUCUUUGUUCGCGGCUCGCACGAGAACGUUGUCACUCUCGAAGCGUAAACGCGGCGCUGUUCCGCAUCUGCUGCGCUUUACUUUGCCCGCUGCUGGUUCUUAAACCGGACAACGAGCGAGCCGGUGCCGGUCGACCACCCGUUGAGCGCUGCAAUAGCCAUCUGCGAGGCCGGCUGCGGCGGCUCGUACCGCACAAAGCCGUAGCCCUUGGAGACACC
This is a messenger RNA of Thecamonas trahens ATCC 50062, 3102 nucleotides long. RefSeq names its product Na-K-2Cl cotransporter 1. NCBI's taxonomy places the organism in Eukaryota, Apusomonadida, Apusomonadidae. The record is from RefSeq and is a predicted model, not a curated record. The transcript is spliced from 2 exons. Gene Ontology annotation, cellular component: membrane. Gene Ontology annotation, biological process: chloride transmembrane transport; sodium ion transmembrane transport; potassium ion import across plasma membrane. Gene Ontology annotation, molecular function: sodium:potassium:chloride symporter activity. The coding region runs from base 380 to 2932 and encodes 850 amino acids.